AUGCCUCUUCCAUUUGCGCCGCCACCGCCCCCCUUCCCCAACCCGCAUGCCAGCCACACGCACGCGGGGAGCCCGCCGGCUGGUGCCUCUGCCGCGGCGUCCUUCCGUUCGUUUCCGACCUUUUCUUCUUCUCCCCCGCCGCCUCCGCCGCCGAGUCCUCGCGCCCCAACCGGAUUCUGCCGCGCGCCGUUUUCUUCUCCAAACCCGCCUGCGUUGACACCGCAGCCUCAAGCGCCCGCUUUCCGAACGCCUUCCUUGCCGUCCUCGCCUCCAUCUGGCGCGUCUCAGCCCUCCGCUCGGCCGUCGUCUUCUCUUCCGCCUCCGCCCGCGCCUUUCGCGUCGUCCCCCUCUGCACGCCCGCCGCCUCCGCCGUCUGCGUGUUCGUCGCUCCCGGGGUCUGUGGCGUCAUCCAGGCCUCCGCCUUCUCCGCCUCCGGCCUCGCCCUCGCCGCGGCCUUGCGCCUCCUUUGCGUCAGCGCCGCCUGCGUCGCCGGGACUGGCCAGCUGCUGCUACGCGCCUUUCCGCCAGAGGCAGUCAAUGCAUGCGGGAGCAGAAAGCGCCUCCGCAGCUUCGCCCGAGCGCCGCGGCUCCUGUGCCUGGUCCGUUCCCGCGUCGGGACCCUGCGCGUGCGCGUCUUCGUUCGCGGCCGCAGGGGGAAAUCCAGAAUGCAGCGGGUCGGGGAGAGCCUUGGCGGCCUCCGAGACACCGAGAAGUGCGCAUCCGACGUGCGCGUUUGGCACGUCUAGCGGUCCGUCCGCCCCGGCCCAGUGCCGCACCCAGGUUUCUUGUUCCGUCUCCGGAUGCUCUCCACAGCGAACGGCAGUCGCGGGGUGCCCGCGGUGUAGCGCCUGCUGCGCGUCUGCCGUCGCAGGCUCCUCAGCAGCUUCACCCUGCCACGCGGCCAGCUGCGGGGCGUUUUGUGGAGCCUCCGCGUUUCCGGCCGCAGUGCCGCCCCCGCCUCCACCACCUGCAGCCCCGCAUUCUUCCUCGGCGGGGUUUGCGGCCGCAGAUGCAACAGACGGCGCGCCGGCGCGGAACGGCUCUCGGGCGGGGUGUCAACCCUCCAGUGUACCUCCACCGGGUGGCUUGGGAGGCGACGGCAGGCGGGUCUCCAGUUCGUUUCAAAGCAGUGCUUGCGGCUGGCGAAGCGGAGAAAACGCGAGUUCCGCAGUUUCAGGUCCAGCGGCUCCAGGGAACGAAGGCAGUGCUGUGCCUGCGCUGCCGGCAGGCUCGCCAGGAUCAGCCGUCAGGCCACCCCCCGCUCCUCCCGUAGGUCCAGACAAGCAGAUGAGCUUCUGCGGAGGAGUCCCGCCUCCGCCUCCUUUGACGGAGGAGAACGCACAGGCAGCGCAUUCGGCGAGCAAACGCAGGGCGCAGCCGGGAGGCGAGGGAGGGGCGGACGCCUCUGGACCGGACGGCUUCGGGAAAAAACGGAAAAGGGAAGAAGAAUUCGUCUGCCUGCUCUGCGACAAGGCCUUCCGAAGCGCGAAGAAACAGCAGUUGCACGAAGAGGAGGAACACCUGCCGUGCGACUACCCGGGGUGUACCUACGCCGGACCUGUCCACGUCAUGAUCAUGCACAAGUUGAAACAUCUCAAAAACGAGAAAGGGGAGAGCUUGCUGGACAGUGAAGCGGAGGUUGCGGCUUGGCGUGCGGCGAGGAAGGAGAAUUUCCCCUCGUCGCGAAGGGCCGUGAAACCUAAGGCUCCGGGAUCACGGCCCCUUCCGCGACCGAAAAGUGUGCUGGAACGGAUUCUCCGGGAAACCAUGGAGUCGGCGUACGGCCGCCGCUUGAUUCACCCGGCUUUCUUUUCGAGUGCCUUCUGUCCAGAGCUCCCAAAGAUGCUGCCGCAUCCGCCACUGAUCUACUCCUUGAAGCGCGAAUUCCGAUUUGCUCAGUUGCCGCGGUCGCCCUACACGCAUCCGAGCGGUCUCUGUCCUUCCGCCUUUCUUGUGCCACCUGGCGGGAAAGGCCCGACGCGUGACGGCCGCCUGUGGGCUGGAGGCAAAGCCGGCGGGCCGGAGGUUCCUCUGAGGCCACCGCUGCUGUACCAGCUCCUGGCGCCGGAGAUCCGAGUGUACGAAGAGAAGCUGCUCGCCGCGAUUCGCUUCAUUGUCCAGAGCAACUUCUUCCUGAACGAACCGCGGGCGGAACCGGAGGAGCAGCGGCUGAUCGAGGUCAUUGAAGAGGCAGCGGCGCCAAGCAACGGUGCGCCGCCGAGCCCGAAGAACGCAUCCGACGGAACGGAGGAAGGACACGCAGACUCGAAAGGACAGACAGCGAACGCUCUGCUUGAGUGCAUCUCUGUCGACUGA
Messenger RNA from Neospora caninum, 2316 nucleotides. RefSeq names its product putative zinc finger (C2H2 type) protein. NCBI's taxonomy places the organism in Eukaryota, Apicomplexa, Conoidasida, Eucoccidiorida, Sarcocystidae. The transcript is spliced from 6 exons. The record is from RefSeq and is a predicted model, not a curated record. Bases 1 to 2316 code for a protein of 771 amino acids.